Nymphaea colorata (pocket water lily) is the source of this 1310-nucleotide messenger RNA. RefSeq names its product VQ motif-containing protein 33-like. The transcript has a single exon. The coding region runs from base 328 to 1002 and encodes 224 amino acids. Lineage: Eukaryota; Viridiplantae; Streptophyta; Magnoliopsida; Nymphaeales; Nymphaeaceae. The record is from RefSeq and is a predicted model, not a curated record.
ACUAACAUGAUACCGUGUCUCUUCUCUCUCUCUCCAAAAUAAUGCACGGCGGGUUUCAGUAGCUCCAUGGCUGCUCGCUUCUCCAAUUCCCCAUUUCUCAGGCCAUGAACUCGUCCAUGUUUACAUCCUAACAAGCACCUUCUUCCUCUUGCUUCCCCACCUGACCGGCACCUCGUCUCUUUCUCUCUAUCCCCAAAUACCUGUGUCAUCUUUAUCUGUGUGCAAUCCCAACCAAUCCCGAAAAUCUUCUUCUUCUUCUUCCCCAUUUACUGUCACCAUCCCUAGUAACAGACCGUUUUCUCUCCCUAUCUCUCUCUCUUUCUCUCCAUGGAAAGGUCUACGAGCACCAGCACGACGACCACCAACAUAAGCAUCACCACGGCCUCGUCCCCCACCACGUUCGUCCAAGCCGACGCCCACACCUUCAAGGAGCUGGUUCAGAAGCUCACGGGCGCCAACGACGACUCCCAGGAGAAGCUGCCCGUCACCGUCCCGGCGAGGCUCGCCAACAGGGUCAACAAUGCGGCGGCGGCGCCCGGCGACGUUGGCCCCCGGCGGCCGGCCUUCAAGCUCCACGAGAGGCGGCAGGGCUUAAGGAAGCUCGAUAUCAAGCUCGGCAUCGCGGCGCUCCGGCCGCCCCACCCUUCCCCUCGAUCUCAGCAGCUUCUUCUCUCCCCCACCACCGCCUUCUCUGACCUCUCCCUCUCCAGCCCCGUCACUCCUCUGGAUCCUUUCGAGAACGGACUCUACAGCCCGAAUUCCGGCUGCUUCCGCCGGAUCGCGAGCCCCAGCUCUGGCAGCGAGUCGUCGUCGCCGCCAGGGCCCAACGCAGCGGUAUCGGAAGAGGAGAAGGCCAUCGCGGAGAAAGGGUUCUACCUCCAUCCCUCCCCACUCAACACCCCUAGAGGCGCCGAGCCGGAAUUGCUACCGUUGUUCCCCUUACAGUCCCCCAGACAAUCUUCUUCCUCCUCUUCUUUUCUUGCCUCUUCUGUGCCUAACUAAGUGGUCAUUUGCUUUGAAAUGGGUAUGCCUCUUUCUCUCUGUCUCUUUCUCUCUCUCUGUGCCGAGGUCUUUGGAAGAGAAUCGCAUAGUCAUCUUGAAUGUCUCAAACCAAUUGAACUCAACCUUUUAGAUUCAUCCCUUGCCUUCCACAUCUUGACUAAUAUCUGAAGUCCUUUGUUCGGAGAUGGGACUCUGAUGAGCUCCUCUUUAAGGCUUUGAUUGUUGAUGUACUUGACUGUUGAGCAACCUUUGUGCUUGGAUUUUUGAGGGCUAUCAAUCACAAUGUUCUUCAUCUCUUUAUGAGUUUA